Molecule: messenger RNA, 1689 nt
Organism: Trametes versicolor FP-101664 SS1
Lineage: Eukaryota; Fungi; Basidiomycota; Agaricomycetes; Polyporales; Polyporaceae
Exons: 6
Coding region: 73-1689 (538 amino acids)
Molecular function (GO): zinc ion binding
Source: RefSeq, a predicted model, not a curated record
CCUCGACCACCGCCGUUCCCCGUCUCUCCUUAUCUCCUCUUGCUUGCUCUCUCCCUCGUCUGGCUGCGAACGAUGGCGCAAGUGCAGGCUCAGGCUGAGCCCUGGGUACCGACCGUGAACGACCUCCGCGUCAAGCUCUGCUACAUCUGCCGCGAGGAGGAACGCUACGACAACCCAGAAUCCCCCGCCCGCCCCUGGACGCACCCCUGCGCCUGCACGCUCGUCGCCCACGAAGCCUGCCUCCUCCAGUGGAUCAAGUCCGCGCAGCAGGACCCCGCGCGCGCGCGCAACGCCCUCAAGUGCCCGCAGUGCGGCGCCGCGUACGCGCUUGAGAGCGCGAACCCGCCGCUGCUGCGCGCGCUCGACGCCGCGAACGCGCUCCUGGCGGCGGCGGGGAAGGCCGCGACGGUCGUGGGCGUCGCGUGUGCGGUGGUCAGCGUUGGCGCUACGGUGUACAUGGUGUCGACGUCGUACGGCGCGUUCGCCGUGAAGGAGUUCCUCGGGGAAGAGAUGUUCAACCUGCUGCUCACGGACGACCCCAGCAAGUGGCCCUGGCACGCCUUCAUCCACCUCCCCGUCAUCCCCUUCUCUCUCAUCCUCUCCCGCACCCGCCUCUUCGACACCUUCCCGCUCGUCCCCCUCCUCCUCACCUGGGCCACCUCUCCGCCCGUCCUGUCCGCCUCCUCCUCCGCCUCCUCCUCCGCCUCAACCUCCUCCACCACCCCGAUCUUCGCCCCCUCCCUCGCGUCCCUCCUCGGGCUGCACCGCCCCACCGACCCGCGCUUCGUCCCCGCGCUCAACUGGCCCCCGACGCCGCUCAUGGCGCUCGUCCUCUUCCCCGCGCUGCGCAUCGCGUACCGCCGCGCCUUCGCGCGCCUCACGCGCGCAGUCAUGGGCACCCACGCGGGCGCCGAGACCGGCCCCGCCGCGCGCAUCCGCCGCGUCGUCCUCGCCAUGAACGAGGACGGCCCUGCGCCCAUCCGGCUCCGCAUUGGGGCCGAGAUGGAUCGUCCUGUCCCCGCCGCUGGUAACGCCCCUGCCGCUAACCCCAACGCCGCGAACGCGAACGCAGCGGCUGGCGCGAACCUCCCCGCUCUCGGGGACGAGCCCGCCGACGACCCCGCGGGCGACGCCGAGCGCACUCUGCACGUCACCACCUCCUCGCUCGGGCGGUUCGUCGGCGGGGCCCUUCUCAUGCCCUCCAUCGCCGCGCGCAUGGGCGCGCUCCUCCUGCGUCUCUCGGCGCAUUCCUCCUUGCUCCGCACGCUGCUCGCGAUCCACCCGCGCGCCCAAGUGGCCGCGCCGCCUGCACGCAUCCGGCUUUUCGCACCGGGCCAUGCGCCGGAGGUGGGCGUGUGGCGGCAGGUCGGGGGCGGGCUGUUGACGGGGUUCAAUAUCCUGUGUGGGGGGACGCCGACGUGGAACGCGCACGACCCGGUGUGGUGGCGCAACGCGGUCGGGCUCGGGAUCUUCGUCUUCACGAAGGACUGCAUCGAGCUGCUGCACCUGUACCUGAAGAAGCGCGAGCUCGAGUCUCGCCGGGUGAAGAGCCGCGACUUUGCGGGCGUCGAUAUCAAGGAGCUCGACCUCAUCCGCCCCGUCACCGAUGCGCCAGCACCAGCGGUCCCAGAGACGGAGGCAGUGCCCCAGCCCGCCGCCGCAGACGCCCCGCCGCCCCUCGAAGCCUGA